AUGAUUAAAUGCGACUGUGAAGAUUUCAAAAAUGAGUGGAAUCACCAUCCGAUCUCAGGUCCUGGGACAAAGAACCAGAGUCCUCUUGACCUACGGCUUCUCGGGCAAACAACCAAUGGGGUGUAUGCCGAUGACCCACUCGACAAGAUUCAUCCUGACGUUCUGAGUCAGUACUAUGGCGUGUCAGGCCGAGUGCAAAACCGAAGAAGGGGACAGACUGGUGCUGGACAUCCUGAGGAUGAUUCUGAUUCUGAUGAUUCUGAUCUGGAGUUGGGUGAGAACGAGAACGAGAACGAAGAUCGUAUGAUAGAGAUGCUGGAGAACCGCAUUGCAAAUGAUCAGGAGCGAAACAUUCGUCAUAAGCCUAUCAAGGUCGCUACUCACCGGAAUCCCUUCCCAGAUCCUCAAUCUCUAGCACUAUUCUGGCAACUCUUGGAUGCUGUGCGCGCACAGGACAUCAUUCCUGAUGGAUACGGUGUUACUCCCACAGAGUGGCAAGAUGGUGUAUAUCCAGAAGAAGAGGUCAUCCGCAUGGGGCGCAAAAAGAAGGGUCUUGUCAUUGCACUCCCAUCUGUUGUAUGGCUUCCUCGGGCUGUCCUAUGGGCACAGGCGGUUGAGAUCAUGACAAGGCUCACAGAGCAGGAGUGA
Molecule: messenger RNA, 648 nt
Organism: Sparassis crispa
Lineage: Eukaryota; Fungi; Basidiomycota; Agaricomycetes; Polyporales; Sparassidaceae
Exons: 2
Coding region: 1-648 (215 amino acids)
Source: RefSeq, a predicted model, not a curated record